Diuraphis noxia (Russian wheat aphid) is the source of this 892-nucleotide messenger RNA. RefSeq lists its product as uncharacterized. The record is from RefSeq and is a predicted model, not a curated record. NCBI's taxonomy places the organism in Eukaryota, Metazoa, Arthropoda, Insecta, Hemiptera, Aphididae.
UUAAUAGAUAAUWUAUAUAUAUAAUAUUGUAGAAUUAUAYAGUAUCAUCUAUAAACAUUCUUAUUAGUUAUUAACUUAUUAUUUUAUUAGUCUGAUAUUUACUAGUAGUUAGUAAUUACCAUUACUACUUUUGCUAACUUGUGAACACUGAACAGUGUGUUGUUAAUUCUUAGUUUAUUCAGUAUUCCGGCGUAGAGUUGAUUAGAAUAGGGGUUCAAGUGUGGUCAAAAGAAUCAGAUUUUUGUUGAGCUGUAAAAGUUGUUGACAAGUCUAAUCUUUGAAUUAUCUUGCAGUAAAACAUUUAACAUCCGUGCUAAACGAAACUAUGCAAAGAAACGUAGAAAUCAAAGCGCGUGUUGAAGAUUUGGAGGCCGUCAAACAGCGUAUUUUAGCAUUAAAAUCGAAUGCCGCCUAUGACGUUCGCCCGGAUUCCACAGCCAUGAUACAAAGAGACUCGUUCUUCAAUUUGCCGGCUGGUAAAUCUGGCAAAUUGAAACUCAGACAAAUGGGUCUUUAUAAUGAGUUAAUUUAUUAUGACCGUGAGGAAAGCACAGGGCCAAAGUUGAGUUCAUAUGUUAAAUGCCAAGUAAACGAAGAUAUGGAAAAAUUACUUACAAAUGCCUUAGGUACGUGGGGAGUUGUGAAAAAAGAAAGAAAUUUGAUAAUGGUUGGACAAACAAGAGUACAUUUUGAUAGGGUUGAUGGUCUUGGAGAUUUUGUCGAGUUAGAAGUGCUUUUAGAUGAUUCCCAAACAGUUGAGGAUGGACAAUUAAUUGCAGAAGACCUGAUGUCUCAUAUGGGAGUUGAAGAAAAAGACUUGAUAUCUGUAGCAUAUGUAAACAUGCUUGCUCAAAAUAAAUCAUAAUACCUUGAAAUUGUAUACAAAUAUAAA